UUCAAAAUGGCGAUGGACAGCUCAUCCACGUCCCCACCAACGCUGUCCUACCAAAAUGUUGGGGAUUAUUAUCCCAGAAAGCUGGGUCCCAAGCCCGACGUGGUUCCGUCGGGGGUGACCGAGAGAAAAGUCGGUCCCCUCGAUAAACCUGACAUGGUGGCGGUGGACGUCAUUAACAUCAAAGAACCAGAUUUUCCUGUGCACCAUAAAAAACGAGAAACGGAUACCUACGUAUUGGGUACGAUUCACCCCUUCCGGAAGACCCAGAGGUCCUUCUUUGGAAAGUUCUCCCAGGAGUUCCUCCUGGUGGCUUCAGACAGGCGGUCCUGGAGGAUCCUGCUCUUUGGGGGUCUCAACAUGAUCUGCACAGGCUGCCUCCUGAUGUGGUGCAGCUCCACCAAUAGCAUGGCCUUAACAGCUUACAGCUACCUCACCAUCUUCGAUCUGUUCAGUUUGAUCACUUGCCUUAUAAGCACCUGGGUGACCAUGAAGAAGCCGUCAGCGGCCUACUCUUUUGGGUUCGAGAGGUUUGAGGUCUUGGCCGUCUUCGCCGCCACCAUACUGGUCCAGCUGGGGGCGCUCUUCAUCCUGAAGGAAAGUGUGGAGAGGUUUAUGGAGCAGCCAGAGGUCCACACGGGGCGCCUGCUGGUCGGGACAUUUGUUGCUCUCCUCUUUAACUUGCUGACCCUGCUGUCUGUGAAGAAUAAGCCCUUUGCGUACGUCUCGGAAGCUGCCAGCACCAGUUGGCUCCAGGAGCACGUGGCGGACCUGAGCCGUAGCCUCUGCGGGGUCAUUCCAGGCCUGAGCAGCGUUCUCUUGCCGCGGAUGAACCCUUUCUUCCUGAUCAACAUCGCCGGGGCCCUGUCUCUCUGCAUCACGUACAUGCUCAUCGAAAUCAACAAUUACCACGCCGUGGACACGGCCUCGGCUGUCGCCAUAGCGCUGAUGACCUUUGGCACCAUGUACCCGAUGAGCGUGUACAGCGGGAAGGUGCUGCUGCAGACCACGCCCUCACAUGUGAUUGGCCAGCUGGAUAAACUCCUCCGAGAGGUCUCCACUCUGGAUGGGGUGCUGGAGGUCAGGAAUGAGCACUUCUGGACCAUCGGCUUUGGCUCUCUGGCUGGCUCCGUCCACGUCCGAAUUCGCAGGGAUGCCAACGAGCAGAUGGUGCUGGCCCACGUGACCAAUCGUCUCUACACCCUGGUCUCCACACUGACGGUUCAGAUUUUCAAGGAUGACUGGAUCCGGCCCUCCCUGGCAACUGGAGUCCUUUCAGCUGGCGUGCUGAGCCCCCCAGACUACGGCGUCCCGUCCCCCCCCUCCAAACCCGCCGAGGAGCUGGACCCCCUCACCUCUACCCCGGCCAAGUCUGGCAGCCCGCCACCUGAGUUCUCCUUCAACACGCCGGGAAGGAACAUCAACCCCCUGCUGCUGCCCAGCGCGCAGCCCCAGAGGCCUUACAGCCUGGGGCUCGGGUACGGGGCUUCCCCAUACAGCAGUGCGUUCAGCCAGGCCUGGCCUAGGCCAACCGGUGGGCCGGGCUUGGGCCUAGGAGCAGGCGUCGGUAUGCCGUCAGCACAGGGCUUCAGAACUGCCUUUGGCACUGCGCCACACAGAUAUGGAACGCACAUGGCCCCACAACAGUUUGGCCAGUACCGGUCCUGAACUUAGAGAGGAAUCGAGAGAUAGAAGAUAAUAUGGUAUUUAUUCUGAUGGGACCAGGACUUCCACUCUUACGGUUUUUAUGUUUUUUUUUUUUUUGUACAAGCAUUAUUUCAAAACUGUAUAUAUCUGUAUAUGCGUAUAUAUAGAUAUAUACAUACACCCACACGUAAACACACUCACUCACACAUGCGCAUCAUUCUCUGCCAAGUGUACAAAGUUGGUAGGUCUGUCUGUCUCAGUUUUUGCUUAAAAAAAUUCACAGGGUGUUUUUGAAGAUACUGGACUCUUCAUCAUUUAUUUUAGAAAGUAUCCCAUUCGAGUUGUGACCUGGCAGAAAUGGACAAAGCUAAUUUUUUUUUUUUUUUUCCAGGAUAUGAGAUUCUGAGAUCAAGGUCUUACCAAAUACUAAGCAUAGAAUGGUGUGUCUCUGUAGUGGAGGGGUACAUAUUGAAUUAUUACUAUAAACUUGUUCUUUUAAAAAAUCGUUUCUCUGUGCUUGCCCGCCCUUGGCAUAUUGAGUGUCCUAAAAUAAUAUUCAGCAAAUCAUAUUUUGGUCAAAGAAAGAGCAUGGAAACCUGUCCUCUGUGUAAAAGUAUUAUCACUUGAGCUCCUAGGCAGCUCUGUAGGUGCUUCAGGCAGUGUUCACUCACAGCACAGUGUCAAGACCACAUGGUUUCCUACCCUAAAACCUGCUUCUCAGAAGGACGGCGUGACAUCACAGUAACAUUGCAUUGUACCUGUGACCUCACAGUAGCUUGCCAGAAUGUACUGGCAUCUCAAAAGUGGGAAAGAAGUCUGCAAAUACCAGUGUCUAAGUAGUGUAAUUACCGGCAAACCGCAGUGCCAGAGCAUUGCUAAGGUGGACUGCUAAUCCUAUUGAAGGAUAAUUGAUUUCUUUGGCUACAGUCCAAGUCUCAUUGAGAGCAAAAUACAAUAAGCAGUUUAGAUGAUUUAAAAACAAUAUCUGUUGAUUGGGACACGCUGCAUGGAUGGUGUUUCAGCACUGCUGCUCUGUCCUUGCUGAAGUUAUUGAUUCAGUCCUCAAUAGUGUAAAGUCUUCCUCCACGGCACAGAGUCUAGAUAAUCAGAUGGUAUAACUCUCUGAUUUUCCCUCACAGUAAAUGUGAGGCAGUGUGCUGGUCCGGUGUGGGUUUGUGUGUUGCACGUAAAAGAUGGACUUCUUCUCUGGACUUCAGAACCACUGAUGCUUUCCACAGGGACUUUGACAAGCUCUUAAACACACAUCAGGCCUGUGAAGAGGCUUUCCACCAGGGUGGGUUAAAACUGACACCCCAGAUAUUCACUGC
Molecule: messenger RNA, 2972 nt
Organism: Megalops cyprinoides (Indo-Pacific tarpon)
Lineage: Eukaryota; Metazoa; Chordata; Actinopteri; Elopiformes; Megalopidae
Gene: slc30a6
Product: solute carrier family 30 member 6
Exons: 15
Coding region: 7-1665 (552 amino acids)
Biological process (GO): monoatomic cation transport; transmembrane transport
Cellular component (GO): membrane
Molecular function (GO): monoatomic cation transmembrane transporter activity
Source: RefSeq, a predicted model, not a curated record